AUGCAGUUCAAGACUUCCUUUUUCGCCCUUCUUGCCGGCUUUUUGGCCAGCUCCACCCUCGCAGCCUACGUCCCUGUCGCCGACUCUGUCCCUGACAACGACUCUUUGACUGCUCCGGAUUGCACACAUGAUGGGUCGACAACUACAACUGCCCCGGCUGGCGACGCGGUGGUGCCAGUACCAGCGGAACCUGACUCGGAGGUGCGCUUGAACGCCACGCAAGUCCUGGCAUCGUUGGAUGCUGGGGGAAAGGUUGCCACUGCUUGGUACCCCAGUUGGCAGGCCGCUGCCCACCCUCCCGAGAGUUUGUCCUGGGACAAGUAUAAUGCCAUGACGUUUGCUUUUGCGACGACGACUUCGGAUCCGGCUAAUCCGUUGGCUCUUGACGCUGAGAGUCAGGCUUUGUUGCCCAAGUUUGUGGAACAGGCUAAGCAGCAUAAUGUGAAAGCCCUACUUUCGCUUGGUGGAUGGACUGGAUCUAUCUACUUCUCCGACCACGUUUCGACUCCUGAGCGACGAACAGCGUUCGUCAAGGCCGUCGUGGAUUUGGCUACGCAGUACAACCUUGAUGGUAUCGACUUUGACUGGGAAUUUCCCAAUAAACAAGGCAUUGGGUGUAACCACAUCUCCAACGCCGAUUCCGCCAACUUCCUUGCGUUUUUGCAAGAGCUGAGGCAAGAUCCUACGGGAGGGAAGCUCAUGCUUACUGCUGCUGUGGGGCUCUUGCCGUUUGUUGGAUCUGAUGGGCAGCCUAUGAGUGAUGUUUCUGGGUUUGCGGAGGUGUUUGAUUUCAUUGCUAUCAUGGCGUAUGAUGUGUGGGGAGCGUGGUCGCCUACUGUUGGACCCAAUGCGCCUCUGCAGGAUUCGUGUGCUGCGAAUGGUGUUGGGUCUGUUGCCUCGUCUGUUGCGGCGUGGACUGGAGCUGGGUUCCCUGCCAACAAGCUCGUACUGGGAGUACCGGCGUAUGGUCGAAGCUAUUACGUCGAUCCAGCCAACGCUCUCUCCGCUGCAGGGGAGCUCACCCCUUACGCGCAAUUUGACAAGUCGAAGCAACCGCUUGGUGAAGGUGAAACUGGCGAACAGACUGUGGACCAGUGCGGCGUCGCUUCUGGACCUAGCGGACUCUUCAACUUUGCUGGACUGGUCGAUGCCGGGUAUUUGAACCCUGAUGGAACCGCUGCGGAGGGUAUGGUGUAUCUCUGCGACCAGUGCAGUGAGACUCCAUUUGUGUACCAGAAGGAUACGGGCACGAUGAUCACCUACGAUGAUGCUGAGAGUACGGCUGCUAAGGGCAACUUUAUCGCUGAGCAGGGGCUGAAGGGCUUCGCUAUCUGGCAUGGCAUUGGUGAUUAUAAUGAUAUUUUGCUUGACGCUGUCUCGAGGGGUAUGGGGCAGUAA
Molecule: messenger RNA, 1398 nt
Organism: Coprinopsis cinerea okayama7#130
Lineage: Eukaryota; Fungi; Basidiomycota; Agaricomycetes; Agaricales; Psathyrellaceae
Product: endochitinase
Exons: 8
Coding region: 1-1398 (465 amino acids)
Biological process (GO): chitin catabolic process; carbohydrate metabolic process
Cellular component (GO): extracellular region
Molecular function (GO): chitinase activity; chitin binding
Source: RefSeq, a predicted model, not a curated record